This is a messenger RNA of Penicillium riverlandense, 1881 nucleotides long. Its product is annotated as E1 ubiquitin-activating protein ubaB. The coding region runs from base 1 to 1881 and encodes 626 amino acids. Lineage: Eukaryota; Fungi; Ascomycota; Eurotiomycetes; Eurotiales; Aspergillaceae. Gene Ontology annotation, biological process: protein sumoylation. The record is from RefSeq and is a predicted model, not a curated record. Gene Ontology annotation, molecular function: SUMO activating enzyme activity. Gene Ontology annotation, cellular component: cytoplasm; SUMO activating enzyme complex. The transcript is spliced from 9 exons.
AUGCGAGGUAGCUCCGUCAAGCGCUCCCUCGGAGCGGAACUCUACCACAAGAUCAAGGAGUCGAAUGUCCUUCUCGUCGGCGCCGGCGGGAUUGGCUGCGAACUGCUCAAGAACCUGCUGCUGACCGGCUUCGGCGAAAUCCACAUCAUCGACCUGGACACCAUCGACCUGAGUAAUCUGAAUCGCCAGUUCCUCUUCCGGCACGAGCACAUCAAGAAACCCAAGGCUUUGGUUGCAAAGGAAGUUGCGCACAAGUUCCAGCCCGGCGCGAAGCUCGAGGCAUACCAUGCGAACAUCAAGGAUGCCCAAUUCAACGUGGACUGGUUCAAGAAAUUCGACGUGGUUUUUAAUGCGCUGGACAAUCUCGAUGCGCGACGCCAUGUAAAUCACAUGUGUCUUGCGGCCAACGUGCCGCUGGUUGAGAGCGGGACUACGGGCUUCAACGGACAGGUUCAAGUUAUCCGCAAGGGUGAUACCGAAUGCUACGAAUGUAACCCAAAGGAAACUCCCAAAUCAUUCGCUGUCUGCACAAUCCGGUCUACACCCAGCCAACCGAUCCACUGUAUCGUCUGGGCGAAGAGCUACCUAUUCUCGGAACUGUUCGGGACGAGUGAAAACGAGGCACCGGAGGUGGACGGUACAGAAAAUGCGGAAAACGGUUGGUUUGGCACAUUUCCUGUUCAAGCGAAGUCUGACCCGCGAACAGCACAAGAGAUUGAGGACCUGCGCAAGGAAGCUCGGGAACUCAAUGAUAUUCGGCAAUCCAUGGGCUCAGACGAAUUCCCUCGUAAGGUAUUCGAGAAAGUCUUCCAAAAGGAUAUCGAGCGGCUACGUGGAAUGGAGGAUAUGUGGAAAUCACGCCAGAAGCCGGAUGUACUCGAGUUCGAUAACCUAGAGUCGGACUGUUCAUCAAUCGAGCCAACCAUUUCUUCGACCGACCAGAGAGUUUGGGCGCUGGGCGAGAACUUUGUGGUAUUCAAAGACAGCCUGAAUCGUUUAAGCCGUCGCUUCAAAGAGCUCCAAGAGACUUCAAAUGGCAGUGGCUCUCCCACCCUGGAUUUUGACAAGGAUGACGAGGACACACUAGAUUUCGUUGCCGCCACUGCUAACUUACGGGCGAUUGCGUUCCACAUUGAGCAAAAGUCCAAGUUCGAUACCAAACAAAUGGCCGGCAACAUUAUUCCCGCUAUUGCGACGACCAACGCCAUGACCGCUGGUCUUUGUGUCCUGCAGGCAUUCAAGGUGCUCCAGAACGACCUGGCGAACGCUAAGAUGGUCUUCCUUGAGAGGUCUGGCGCUCGCGCGAUCAACUCCAACCCGGUGAAUAAACCAAACCCCGCCUGUACCAUCUGUUCUGUUGCGCGUGGACGAGUAAUGGUCGAUCCAGCGCGUGCAACCCUUCAGGAUCUUGUGGAGGGAGUUCUUCGGCUUGAGUUGGGCUAUGGUGAGGAGUUGUCAGUGUUGAGGGACUCCGAGGUGAUCUAUGACCCCGAUUUGGAAGACAACCUUGCCAAGAAACUGUCCGACUUCGAUCUCGGGAAAGACAGCUUUGUCACGGUCAUUGAUGAUGAAGAUGAACCUCGUGUCAACGUUGAGCUGGUUUUCGUUGAAAGGACCGAGCCAGCGAGCAAGGCGGCCACGCUAGAGCAGAAAUUCGAGAUCCCCCGGAAGCCUAAGCAAGCUCAGCUGCCAAUUCUCGGCGACUCUGCAGCCACCAACGGCACCUCUGUCAUCGGCAAACGCAAGCGCGAGGCUGAAGAUGGUGACUUAACGAAUGGCCAUGCUACCAAGCGUGUGGCAGGCGAACCGAUGUCCAAUGGUGACGACUCAGCGCCCAUCGUCCUAGAGGAUGAUGGUCCCCUCUUGAUUGACGAUGACUGA